AGUACCUCGUCAGCGACACCAGUUCCUCUGCGAGAGACUUACGCUUAUCACCGGCUUCACUGCCAGCCACGCAACUCACUUUCCAGCUUGUCAUUUUCGCCCCAAACUUGACGACUUUUGCCCGCCAUGGCUCCUUCAAAGUGGGAUGACGAAGAGGAGAGUGUCUCUCCCCCUCCUGUGGUUGCCCGCCGCAAGUUCGACGAUGAGGAAGAGGAGGAUGUCCUUGACUCCUGGGACGCCGCCGAAGACUCCGAAGUAGAGCGCGAGAAGGCCGCCAAGGCAGCGGAGGCCAAGGCCAAGGCCGAAGCCGAAGCCGCCGCCAACAAGAAGAGCAAGGCACAGCGGAUACAGGAAAAGAAGGCCCAGCGGAAGGCAGAUGCCGAUGCUGAGACUUCGGACGACAGCGACGAGGACGAGGCCGAGCGGAGAGCCCGUCUCCGCAAGACCGAGAAGGACGCUGACCUCAAGCACGCCGAGGACCUCUUUGGCGACAUCGACCUGAACCGUAUGCGCAACCGCAGCGCCCCCAAGGCCGUGGUCAUCAGUGACUCGGCCGACCCGACCCAGGCCGUCGAUCUCUCGGCUAUGCCUCUCUUCAAGCCCGCCACCAAGGACCAGUUCACCCGCGUCACUACAACCCUUAUCCCUCUGUUGACGACCCAGUCGAAGAAGCCCCAGUAUGCUCUGUGGGCGCAGGACUUCGUCAAGCAGCUCGUCAAGGACCUGCCCAGUGGAGAUGUCAAGAAGAUCGCUUCUUCGCUGACCACUCUCAGCAACGAGAAGAUGAAGGAGGAGCGUGCUGCCGAUAAGGGUAACAAGAAGACCAAGGCGGCCAAGACCAAGGUCUCCCUGGUCACCUCUAGAGAGAACAGGAUUGAAACCAACUC
Messenger RNA from Aspergillus piperis CBS 112811, 887 nucleotides. RefSeq names its product eukaryotic translation initiation factor 3 subunit J. Lineage: Eukaryota; Fungi; Ascomycota; Eurotiomycetes; Eurotiales; Aspergillaceae. The record is from RefSeq and is a predicted model, not a curated record. Gene Ontology annotation, cellular component: cytoplasm; eukaryotic translation initiation factor 3 complex. The annotation marks the transcript as partial. Gene Ontology annotation, molecular function: translation initiation factor activity. The transcript has 3 exons.